CUGAACGUGGGUGGGAUCAGACACGAUGUUUGGUCGAAUGAUGGACAAGCUCCCAGAUGUGUUGGAGGAUGGAUGGAUGUUUAUUCAGUGUGUUUCUCAGGAGGCACAGCGUCCAGGCAGAAGGGCUUCCGGGGUUGUAUCCGCUCCCUGCAGCUGAACGGCGUCCCCCUGGACCUGGAGGAGCGGGCGGAGAUCACCCCCGGGGUCCGGCCCGGCUGCCCGGGUCACUGCAGCAGCUACGGCUCGCUCUGCCAGAACCAGGGCCGCUGUGUGGAGAGAGCCAGCGGCUUCCACUGCGACUGCGGCCUGUCGGCGCACACUGGAGCCUUCUGCCACACAGAGCUGAAAUCGAAGUGUUACAGUAAUCUUUUUUUAAAGUGUUUGACCCUUCCCUCUCCAGACUCGGAGGAUCUGGAUCCAGAUCUGUCCAGGUUGGCGUCUCUGGGUUUCUCCGGCUGUCUCUCGGUGGUCCGCUUUAACUCCAUCAGCCCUCUGAAAGCUGCUCUGCUGCACCCGGACAGCAGCCCCGUCACCAUCUCCGGACCUUUACUGCAGUCCAGCUGUGGCUCCUCGGCUGCAGCCAAUCCCUACGCAGCAGAGAACACACACCACCUGUCAGACCAGUCUGGGUCAGUGGGUUCAGGUCAACCUUUAGUCAAUGCCAUGCGGACUGACUCUGCUCUGAUUGGAGGGGUCAUAGCGGUGGUGAUCUUCGUGGUUGUGACCGUCCUGGCGAUAACGGCCAGAUUCCUCUACCGGAGAAAAGAGACGUACCGGAACCAGGAAGUGAAGGGAGUCAAACAGGAAGACAGCCAGGACUUCCAUUUCAACAACCAGACGGACCCCCAGAACGUCUCCUCUGAAAACCCAAAGGAGUAUUUCAUCUGAGCGACGGCCUGAUGACCCGGGACUCUGCUCUGCACUCAGAGACGCUCAGAGACUCCACUGGAAGGCAGAAAAAAGGAACAAUUCCCACAGAUGUUUCUCUCUCUGUACAUAUUGUAGAGACUGAUACACACAGGCAACAGUGCUGGACUUAAUAUGUGUUUAUACUCUUGUAAAUAUUCAAAAAUCUAAAUGUGAAAGUGAUGGCCAAUUAAUGUCCUUUCGAAAAGGUUGCACAUGAUCGAAUAUAUAUAUAAUUUACAGUAUUUAAACCCAACUUUAUUUCCGUGAAUCAGGGCGUCGUGGCUGAUGCACGUUUCUAUUAGGAUAAGAAAUGGAUGUUAGCUUGAUUGGAAAGGUUUGACUCGUAAUGAGGAAGUUAAGGAGAUUGCUUCUGUGGUUUUAAUGUCUUGUUGUGGUGCAUCGGGAGCGAAAUGGCAUGCCUGCAGCAGCCUGCAAACACCCACCAAACACCGGGACGUUUUUUGAUGAUUUUCUAACCCCAUUCAGCGCCUGAAUUAAAAAAAGAUUUUCCUCCAGCAACAUCUUGCUAUCACAGAUUUUGGUGUUAACAAGUGGCGCCUUCAAAGUCAAAAUGGCACUCUGCAGUCUGGCAGCUACUUGUCGAGAGAUUUGAAGACUUUUUAAGCAGGAGGAAUUAUUUUCCACUUUAUGUUUUCACUCGUUCUCUUAAACUCAUUUUCUUUCCCUUUUAACAACAUUUCCCAUUGAAGAAACAGCAUGGAAGAGAGGUACAUCCAUAAUGAAUUGUAGUUGUACAGGUUGUUUUAAAGUGUUCUCUUCCUUGCUGUGUUCCGCCUGCUGGGAGCGUCCUCUCCCCGCUCUCUAGAUGCCUCUGAAGCUUUUAACGCUGACAGACUCUAUAGCUCUGUGGUGCUCCGUCACCUCUUUCCCUGCACACAGAGACAGCUAAUGUGUUUCUGAGAUGCUAAUCUGCUGCGCUCUGACAGCUGGAUUGUGACUAGAUAAUCCAAUAGAAAGUGUCAGGCUGAACACGAUGAAAACAGCCUGAUAUUUACACUUCAAAAUGGAGCAAACCCCCCCAUGUGUUAAUUCAACUCGUGUGUAAAGAGAGACACUGAUAGAGGGAGGACGCGGAGCAGCUGCUCAUCAAACUCACACCUCUCUCUGAGACCCCAAAGCACAGAUGGGAUUUUAACGACAGAAGUUGCCCAAACUUCAAAGUGCAUUAUUCAUCUCUUUGUGUUUCUCUUUUGUUCCACCUCACAACAGCUGAGGCCACACAUUGUUGUCUUGAUCCCAGAGGUGAGGAAGCAGCGAUGUCCUUCCUCCUGCAGCAGCACACUGCACUGCAGCAAUUUAGAGAGGAGAGGAAGUCCACAGGUAACCUUGACACUCAGAUAAUCCUGCACACUGAGCACCUGGAGCGCACUGCAACAGAAACACAGCACAGAUAAAGAGUUUAUUAAGAUCCAAGGUGGAAAAUGUAGACUUUUAAGACAGAAUUAACUGAGAACAACUUUAGAGUGAUGUGUGCAAACAUGAAAAUAAACAUGUUAUGUAUAGUCACAGUGAACUAUCAAAAAAACGAACAAUGUUAAGCACCAAAAUACAUUACAUUCACAGUCAGAUUUAUACAUUAAAACCUCCUUAUUAGCUCAUGCAUCUUAGCAUUUUAAAUACCUCCAUUUUAAAAGAGAAAGACAUAAGUUAUGCAACAAUUCCUCCAGAUUUUUUUAUUAAAUAUGUUUGCUUUGGAGGCUUGGUGACAUUAGGACUAAUCACUAAUCACAUACUGUAAUUGAUAAGCUAAACGCUAACUCUCCAUUUCUAUACUCUCCGUCAUUUCAUCCCCUUUUCAUUUUGUUCUCCUGAUCGUACAACAUUUAAUAAUAAUAUAUAGUUGACAUGGGAAACUGUCAUCUAAAAAGCUGUUUUUGUAAACGAACUCUCAUAAGUCUGUAAACCAUUUCUCGUUGGAGCAGUUUCAGCAAAGGUUAAAUCAAACUGGAGGGAAACAGAGAUAAGAAAGGACAGCUUUUUAGAUUUCAGAUUCCCCAACUCUCCCUCCGAGCUGCUACUGGUCAGCAAAGCAAACAUUUCAAAAUCCAUCAAAGUUAACUCGUUUUUAUCCAAAGGGACUUACAUACUCAAUA
Molecule: messenger RNA, 3023 nt
Organism: Notothenia coriiceps (black rockcod)
Lineage: Eukaryota; Metazoa; Chordata; Actinopteri; Perciformes; Nototheniidae
Product: contactin-associated protein-like 5
Exons: 5
Cellular component (GO): cortical cytoskeleton; membrane
Source: RefSeq, a predicted model, not a curated record